This is a messenger RNA of Cloeon dipterum, 5649 nucleotides long. Its product is annotated as titin. The record is from RefSeq and is a predicted model, not a curated record. The coding region runs from base 359 to 3940 and encodes 1193 amino acids. The transcript is spliced from 12 exons. Lineage: Eukaryota; Metazoa; Arthropoda; Insecta; Ephemeroptera; Baetidae.
GUAUUGAAUGCAGUUUGUGUUGUUUUGACGCCGCUUCGAGUGGCACUACUUUAGUCCGGAAUCCGUGAGUGACGGUUUCCGAACCGCGGCUUUACGCUUCUUCUUUGUGUCAUAAAAAUUGAUUUCUCAACUUGGAAUAAUUGGAUCCUGCAACUAAGAACGGAAUCAAGGGGAUUUACUGGAGACUGAAGGACGGCUGUUUCGCAAACGGCUUUUUUUUGCACAGAGUGUUGCCAAAACUUGAUUGAUUGAUUGCGAGUUGGCCGGAUAAGAAACUGCCAGUAAUCAUGCCUAAUUGGACUAAUACACGAUGAUGAUGUGUGAUUGGAAAUAAGCGCAGUUACCACCGCUCGGAACAAUGAGCGUGCAGACGGCAACCAGGGGCGCUCCUGCCGGCGCUCCGACCUCCCGGCACUCAUCCAGCCUGUUAGCCUGCGUACGGGAAUCAUCACCUCCAUCUGACCCCGGCGACGAGGCUCCUACCUCCGCGGCUGCCGGUGACUCCAUCAAAAAUGGGUCAACAACCCAUCCUCAGCCAGAGCCGAAGAAGCGCAGAUUCCAUCCGUUCCGCGGACUGAGGAGAAUGUUUCGGCGUGCCCCAAGGGUGCCCGACCCGCCCCAAGGCACUACCGAGCAGGGCGGUGAGGCGGGCAGUCCCGUCGGAGGCGAUCACCUGAUGGUACCAGAAGUGCAUUUACGAUCUCGGUCGGCCAGCGAACUGAUGGACAGCACGCAGGAACUGCGGAAAAGGAGUUCUGGCGGCUUAUCUGGCGGCAGUCACGGUGGAAGUGCUGGUGUUCUCUCAGGGGGCCUCAGUUUGUCGCAUGAUUCAAUUUUCACCUCUGACUCAAGAGCUGGCUCUUCAUCACCCAGAGGUGGCAGCGCCAUGGACAUUCCUGAGACGUACGGUCUGCACCACAACGGAGCAGUUUCUCCGCCCAUUGGUGUGCAUCCAAAUGGGCCGAUCGCCUCGCAUGCAGGAGUCAGGGCCGAGCUGUUUGAAGCGGUGCGCCGCCGAAGGGGCCGCAGUCGCAGUGAGGACGAGGAGGAAGACUUGGGUCUGCCCAGUUCCCCAUAUGGCGUGUCGCCGAACACAGCAGACGACCACAACAACAUGGGAGCACACAGCACUUGCAGCGACGGGUCUCUCCUCAGUAUGGGCAGCAACGAAAUGGACGAGGACUUUCACAAUACUGGAGGUUCUGUUCAGUUGUUUGCCGCCGACAGGUCCCACAGCGAGGGCUUAGCAGACAUGGCGCUCGAAAACGGAGACAAAAUCCCACCGCUGAGCCACAUAGCAGCCAAGCACAAGAUAGCAGUCAGACCGAAGAGGACGCAUGGCCCACCACGGCUCCGGCGGCUCCAAACAACCCAAUCUGUGUUGCCAUCUACUCCCGAGGCUGUUGAGGAAAUAGGCCCUAUUGUUGAUUUCAAAAAAGAUGAUGUCUGUUUGCCUGCUUCUCCGCACAGCCAUGAAAUUAGUCAGGCUGAGUAUUCCGCCUCCUCGCCUGUGGAGCGCAGUGCUCCUUCUUUUGAAGCCAUUCUCGAGCGCCAGCUCAAAUCUGCCUCGCUGCCGCCUGGGCUCGCGCUCGCCGCGGCCGCUAACGCCCCCGCCGCAGAGGUCAAGCUUGCCCGCAGCCACUCGAGCACCGAGCAGCCGAACCCUGCGCUCAUCAAGCCAACCUAUCGCCGCGCCGUGUCAGCCGUGCGCAUCGAGCAGGCCGCCCUGGCCAGCGCCGCCGCCUCAAAGUUCAGUGCCAUGUUUGGGGAAGAAAACAAGCAGGAGGAGGAGGAGGAGGAGACUGCCACAGAAAUCGAGCCUGAGAAAGCUGAGGUGCCAAUCGCAGAGAAGAGGGCCAAGCCAGACAAGCUGGAAAUCGAGGUGGACAGACCGGUGCCCCUUCCCAGACUCUCGCCUGUGAAAAAGGCGGAGGAGGCGACCUCUCCGGUCAAGGAGAUCAAGUCGAUUUUGAAGAAGGACGAGAAGCCAGAGUCGCCAACAAGGAAAGAGGCAAGGUCGCCUCCGAUUUUGGCACCAAAGCCGGAGCCUAGGCGUAUUUCGUCAGCUAGCUCAAGGCAGCGAGUGGAGCCAGUUUUGGUACAACAGAGAGUGGACUUCCCACCGCCCUCUCCAGUGUCCCCUGCGCAUUUUGUUCUCGCGUCGUACACAGACGACUCGCUGGAGGCCAAUAAGGAUUUCGGAGCUCAAUCUCCGAGCUCUCUGGACAGUCUGGAAGACUUCCGCAAGAUGCGAAGUCCCAGUCAGUCGCAGAUGGACAGUUUGGAACGCAAUUUGAAGAUUUCAUCAGACUCCCUGAGCUCUGGGACUGAGCUUUCCAGUACCAGUGACGACGUGCGGCCUACGCCUAAGUUCAGACAGUCGUGGCUGCCCACAAGCGACUCAUCGGAAGACAAAAUUGAGGUGCGGCCCGUGAAACUGCGCGCGGCCAAAAGCAGGCAUUCCGACCCGCCAGUGACGGCCGCGCAGACCGAGUUGCUUAUCAGAAAAUCGUCUUCAGUUGACAAUAUCCUCAGCACCAGUAUUCCUGAGAGGAAAGUUUUGUCGAACGAUAGUGCCAGCAGCUCGGAGGAGGUGAAUUUGCGACCGAGCGAGAUCAGGAGGCGUCUGAAAGAUAACGAAUGGCCAGCAAGGACCGAGAAGGUGGUCAAGCCAAGCACCCCCGAGUUCCUGCGUCUGCAGCUUAACCCUCUGGACAGCAAGCAAGACGCUUGCGUGGUCAAAACUGAGCCAGCUCGCAGAAGCAGCAGCAGCUCUGCUGAAGAGCUGGACAAGUCGAAGAGAGUCUUCCCCAGUCCAACAGCGGUGGAAGUCAAAUCAAUCGUUGAAAGUAAACCGGUUGAGCUCGGACGUAAAAGCCCUGAAGUGAAGGACAAGUCGAGCACCCAUGAGUUCCUGCGUUUGCAGCUGAACCCCGUGGGCAUCAAACAAGAGGCUGCAUCAGCCAAAGUAGAGCCUAUCAGACGGAGCAGCAGCAGCUCAACUGAAGAGCUUGAUAACGACAACAAGCCAAAGCUCUUGAAACAGAGUUUGUCAUCGUCGCGGUUGAGAGUUUUCUCAAAUCCUCCGUCAAUGGAAACCCAUUCCGUGGAGAGGGGAAUUUUCGAGGCCAAACCAAUCGAGCAUAAAGAAAAAGCAGAGGAGCUUCCGAAAAUUAUUAGUCCCGCUCGACUCAACAGAAACGUGUUUAAAACAAAGAAUGUGGAAGUUGAGGUAGUGGCGAAAAAUAAUAACCAUAAGGAGGAAACGUCCCCAAUUCAGAUUCUUCCCAGCAAAAUAAACAUAGUGGAGGGCUUAAAAAGUCAGACAGCACACGCAAAGCCUGUCGAGGAAACUCCCAAAACGGAAAUGAGUCCACAGAUCAAGCCAAUCCAGAAUUUGGCCAGAACUGAGCAGGUCAUCCUGAGAAAGAAACCAGCUACCUCGGAAACGGAUGCCGAGUGCGAACUGUUCAAAGUGUUCGCGAGACGGUCGCUCAAGCUGACAAAGGACUCGGACAACAACAACCUCUCGGUCCAGCUGUCAAGAGAAACCUCAGUCCAGAUUUCAAGGGACAGCGACAAGGAGAACGACGAGGAAGUGAAGCCCGCAGCCUCGGAAAAAACUCUCAACUCGAUCAACAACAACACCACGCCGUCAAGCGUCGCCAACAAUAACAGCCUCAAUCGACGGCCGCACACUGUCAUGAACAGCGUCGAACCUAAGGUGGAAAGACAGGCGCAGGAGAAGACGCCAAGACCGAAAAGCUACUCGGAAAAGAACUGGUGGACCAUCAAGGACAAAGACGUUGAAUUGGUCAAGAACGAAAGCAACUCGGGCACCGCGUCUCUUCCUCCCAAUGUUUCAUCUGGCAAAGCGACCACAAUAACGCCCAAAGUGAAGAAGAAGCUGGAGCAGUGGGAAAAACUGGCCCAGCAAUGAGGGAAAACUGAUUAGCAGCCUAGAACAGGAAAUCACGUGGAAAAAGGACUGUGUCAUGGCGCUGAUCAGAAGACGUACCAAUUACAGGCGACUCUCGUCAGCAACAAUUGUAGAUAGUUUAGCUCACCGUCAGAAUAUUUACACCCGUUUUCCAUUGAGUCAAGCUGGAUUUAUCGGCACUGGUGGCCACAGUUACAAACUAUAUGCAGAUUUUACGACUGUGGAUGACAUAUAUAUUCAUAGCUACCCUGAUUAAUGAUUUUUGUACUUUUUAAAGUAUAUUUAGGCGUUAUAUAAUAUACUAAUUAAUAACGUGGGGAUGCAAAAGCUUGGAUACACCAUUUUACAAAAUGUAAUUUCCUGUGAUUCUAACUGAUAAACAAUAACCAUCAUACGCAAACAAAUUUUCAAUUGAGCACAUAUGAAAUACGUGAAGAUUAAAAUUGGGCAAAAUGGUGGCAGAAAUGCACACCCCACGAUCCAAAUAGCAUUUCUGUGCUAAGUCAGUUUCAAAUUAUUCCACACUUACGCCUCCUGAAAAUAGUAUUUUGUAUCCUACAUUUAUGUAUUGAAACUAAGUGAGCAAUGCAAAGCAGAGAACAUUAUACUUACUGUGUCAACUUAAGUGGAAUAUAUACAUAGCACUGUAGUUGAAUGUGAAAACUUGUAUGCCUUAUUUUGCUCCUAUUUUCCACGAAGAGAAAAAUAAUUAAAUUGUGUUUUGAGAAUAUUGGAGUGUCCUACUAAAUUUUGUGUCUGUAUAUUAAAAUUUUAUCGCAAAGAUAUAAAGGGCACAUUUUUGCAUUCCCGCAAACUUUACUGGUGAUUCCUAAUCAAGACGGAUAGUUUUUCAAAAUAUUUAGAUGUUUCUGGAUGAAACAAAUAAAAUGUAUCUGGUAAUGUAGCUGGAAAAUAUGAUAAUCACGUUCAGAGGACCACGGGAGGAUCAGUUGGUUGACCCAAAAUUUUUGCUUGCUGCGUAUUUUUUGUAAAUGCAGUUCAAUUAGACGCGGACAUAUCUCUUGAUGAGCAUGCACUCUAUUUUUUGCUAGAAAAUUUAUUGCUGAGUCGGGAUCACAGUGUGGGGGGAGCUGUAGAAAACUAAUUGUCUCAUUUUUUGUCUUUAAUUUGUAUUGCUGACAGCAUUAAAAGUGCUCUCCUCUGGUUCUUUUUUCUUUUGUAUUUUAGACUUGAAGCUAACUAAGUAAAUAAUCUAGGAAACAAAUUGAAACACUUACGCAGUAACUAACCUUUUGAGCUACUUUCCAUGGUGAAUAUAAUAAAUUAAUAUAAUUUUUAGUUGCAAGACGUGACAAAAUUUUUUGUAUUUUAGGUGUCUAGUCAGAUUUGUUAAUUAUAAUUUUUGCCUGUGUCAAAGCUGCAUUUUUUAUUUGAGUUAAAGUAAUUUGUCUUUUCUUAUUAGGAUACUUUUGUUUCCCACAGAAGAGCUGUAGGUGGUGAAUACAGCCAAGCAAGCAAACAUGUUUUCUACGAUUUGUUUUAUCUCCAUUAUUGUUGAUGUAGUUAAUACUUUUUUAAUUGAUUGGUAUUUUUCUUUUGCUGAGAAAUUCUGAACAAAAUGCAGAGAAUUAAGUAUAUGUAACGCGUAUUAAGUUAAACUAUUAAUUGUACAGUCAGCAUGUAUUAUUUGCUACACUUGUCUAAUAAAGGCACUUGCAAAACAUAUGCAAUGUGCGGAAGACCCUGUA